AUGAAUCUAGUGGAAAUUGUUGGGGACAGGAUUAAGAAACAAGUGCUUGCGCUGGGGCACUCUGAGAAAACCUGGCGAGUGCUGAUUAUUGACCAAAACACAGCAAAGUUACUCCACCACACGCUUCCCAUGAGUGAGGUACUUUCUAGGAACAUUGCUAUGGUUGAGCGAUUAGAGGAUAUGAGAGAGCGCACUACUGAGUUCAGUGCGGUAUAUUUUGUAAACAUAAACAGCCAGUCUGUAAAGCAGAUAGAAAAAGACUUUUCAAAUAAGAUGUACAGAAGUGUGUUUGUUGUUUCCUGCGCAUAUAUCGGAGAUAAAGAGGAAAGGGCACUGGAAAAUCUGAAAAAGAAAGCAGAAAAGCUGAGAGAAAAGGCUAAAGAUAAAGAGAAAGAUAGCAUUGACUUUAUAUACAAGAGCAUUAUCUUUGAUUUCAUACCAAUUGCACCGGAUGUCUUUCAUGUGGAGACGCCACACUCAUACUACACCUCCCGGGAGAAAUACCUUGAGGACAUAUCAAAUAAGAUAAAAGGGAUUUAUAGAGUAAUUCAGGUGAGGUGCACUGCUAUUCCCAUUGGGAGGUAUGCGAAAGAGCUAACUAGUAAAAUUGAGUCAUCGGGCACAAGUAAGCUUGUGGUUGUGGAAAGAGGGGCUGAUAUGAACACUCCUCUUAUACACACCUUUACAUUUGAAAGCCUUUUGUGGGACCUGGGUCUGGCCGGGCCUGGGUACAUUGUAGAAGAGAAGAAGGCCGCUCAGGAAGAAACACCAGGCAAAGAUAAGGAAAGCGAGAGUGAAAGUGAUGAUAAUGAUGAAAAAAGGAUGGAGAUAAGUGAGGACUAUAAAGUAUGGAUGGAUGUAAGAACUAAGCAGCUGGUAGAGACACAUAAGAAACUAUCUGAAUUGAUCAAGAAAGAAACAAAGACAGAAGAAAAAGAGCAAAAAUCAAAUAUCAAGCAGCUUGUUCGCGCAGUGCAGGAACUCCCUGCGCAUACCCGGACACUAAAAGAGAUAAAGAUACUCAUGGGCUUACUGGAAAAGUGUGUGAAGUUCUUCAAUAUGCCGGGAAUAAAGGAAACUGCUGAGUUGGAGCAGGGGAUAUCUACAGGAAAAGACUUUAACGGCCAUAGCUUCAAGCACGAAGUUACAAAAAAGUUCUUUUCGGUUUUAAAAACCGCGAAGCUUACGCAAACAGAAAAGGUCCGCCUCUAUCUACUGUAUAUUCUCAACUACGGGCCUCUGCAAAGAAAUGAAGAAGCCCGUCUGAUAGAAAAGGGCCAUCUGUCGCAGAAAGAUUUAGAUAGCGGGGAAAGAGUAAGAAAGUACAUGGCUGAGCGACGGAUAAAGCCUAUGUCAAAGAGAACGCUUCCAAUUGCCAGGCACGUUCCAAUAAUUGCCGACAUUCUCACUGCUAUUAUUUCAAAGGAUGCGCAUGCAUGCCGAAAAUUGGAGAUUCAUCUGCCUGAUGCAAAGGAAGUGCUUUCUGGCGAGUCUUUGCGCAGAAGAGAGUUUGUGUUUAAGACUAGCGCAUCUACUGACUCUGCUCAUAGAAAAGUCAUUUUGGUAUACUUUAUUGGAGGAGUCUCAAUUGCUGAAAUAUCAGAAAUACGGGAAAUAGCACAUAAUACAGGACAGACCAUUUUUAUUGGCUCGACUGACAUAUGCGCACCAAAUAGUUUUGUAACCGUUCUAGAUAAUAUGUGAUUUAUUCUUGCAUUAUGACCAGUCAUCGCUGUGCAGCAGUACUUCUGGAUGGUUUACUGCAAAGUAAUUUGAUAUGCUUUUUGUUGCUUCUUUAUUUCCACAUAUGUAUAUUCCAUCCAGACUUAGCUCAGCACAUUUUUUCUGUACUUGCGCUGCGUUUUUCUCUAAAAACUCACCCAUUCUAAUCGACAGGUGUGUCUGUGAAUACACUACAUGUACUUCUACAUUUGGGCUUUCUGUUUUGAGCAGGCAAGCUCCUGUGUACUCAGAUGGGUGCUCCUUUCCAUGUGCUAUACCCAUCUUUACAAGAAUGUUCUCCUCUGGCGACUUGCAUCCAUAAAAAAGAGUAAACUGACAGUCUUUUCUGCAGUUCCGGAUAAAAGAUAUAAAUGGGGCCACUCCUGUUCCUAUUCCAAAUAAUAAACAGACAGUACUACCGCU
This is a messenger RNA of Nematocida parisii ERTm1, 2145 nucleotides long. RefSeq lists its product as uncharacterized. The transcript has a single exon. Lineage: Eukaryota; Fungi; Microsporidia. The record is from RefSeq and is a predicted model, not a curated record. Bases 1 to 1704 code for a protein of 567 amino acids. Gene Ontology annotation, biological process: vesicle-mediated transport; intracellular protein transport.